Erigeron canadensis is the source of this 612-nucleotide messenger RNA. RefSeq names its product lysine histidine transporter-like 8. Lineage: Eukaryota; Viridiplantae; Streptophyta; Magnoliopsida; Asterales; Asteraceae. The transcript is spliced from 2 exons. The coding region runs from base 1 to 612 and encodes 203 amino acids. The record is from RefSeq and is a predicted model, not a curated record. Gene Ontology annotation, cellular component: plasma membrane.
AUGCCAUCAACCACAAAUCGCCCAUCAUCAAAGUUGAUGUGGAAAGGAGUUGUUGCAUCAUAUGUCAUUAUCGCAAUGUGUUUGUUUCCUCUAGCAAUUGUUGGAUACUGGACAUUUGGAAACAAGUUUCCGGUCAAUGGAGGAAUGUUAACGGCACUAUCAUCCACCCUUCAAUACAACGCGUCAAAACCUUUGCUAGGCCUCAUAUACGUGCAAAUCAUUAUAAGUAGCAUCGCGGCUUUCCAGAUCUACGCUAUGGUUGUCUUUGACAACCUAGAGCGUGCGUACGCCCUCAUAAAAAGCAAGGAAUGCCCAAAGUUAACCCGAAUGGGAAUCAGAAUAUUCUACGGAGGUUUUAUAUUCUUUACAUCGGUUGCUUUUCCAUUUCUUCCAAGCCUGGCACUACUUGCCGGAGGACUUGCUUUACAUGUGACAUUCGGGUAUCCAUGCCUCAUGUGGAUUGCAAUCAAGAGACCACCAAUGAAAUCCGUAAGGUGGUGGCUUAAUUUUGUGCUUGGUUGUUUAGGCGCGGGAUUGAGUACUGUUGUAGUUGUUGGUGCAGUGUGGAACUUGGUUUGUAGAGGUUUAGAUGCCAACUUUUUCCAUCCAUGA